AUGACUUCCAACACCACCACCACCACCACCACUGCUGCUGCUGCUACUGCCAACCAGGCACUCAUUGCCCUUCUUGACCAGCUGAAUGCACUGGUUGAACAGGUCCUGCAGUCCAAGUCAGAAGAAGAGAAAAUGAGAUUGAGUCGAAGCAUUGCUUCUAAAUUGAACGACGCAAUUCGUUCUUACCAGACAGUCGCCACCUACAUCCCCCUUUGCCUGCUGUCAAUGGCAGCUGAGAUCCAUCAGGCUCAGAGGGGUACUGUGCGCUUGGUGAAAGUACCAGAUUGGAUUCGCGUUGGGAGCAAUGAGGACAUCUACCGGGCUCAUCCCUUAUACCCCAAGACCUUGGGUCCGGCACCCAAUAGACCUGUACCCUUUCAGUGA
Molecule: messenger RNA, 384 nt
Organism: Suillus bovinus
Lineage: Eukaryota; Fungi; Basidiomycota; Agaricomycetes; Boletales; Suillaceae
Exons: 2
Coding region: 1-384 (127 amino acids)
Source: RefSeq, a predicted model, not a curated record